CCUCACCCACUCCUCAGGCCUCUCAGCCGGGCCAAGCGGCUGAGGCAGCUGUGGGUUCUGCAAGUACCCAGUGCGGACCCUGGUUCAGGUCCAGGUCCCAACUCCUGGAAACAAAGCAGCCCUUGUGAAGCGGGCAGCAAGGAGCUUUGCUUGGAAGAGAACACCUCUCUGGCCUUGGACCUCUCUCCAGCACUCCCGAGCAGAGAGAAGAGCCCUUAUUUGCAUGGUUGGAAGCUGCUUCUGCAGCUUCUGCCCAGGAUGAGCUAGAUUUGGUGACAGUGGCACCUCCAGAAGCCACCAUAGACUGUGACAGUAGAGAAAAUAGCAGGCUGAACCUCCAUGGUUCUCUACCCUGUGCCACAGAACAUGAACACAACUCAGGCGUCAGUGUCACUGGAGGAUGUGACUGUGGAGCUCACCUGGGAGGAGUGGCAGCUCAUGGUCCCUGCUCAGAGAACCCUGUACAGAGAUGUGAUGCUGGAGACCUACAGCCACCUCGUCUCCGUGGGGUACUGCUUUACAAAACCAGAACUCAUCUUCAUAUUGGAAAAAGGAGAUGAUCCAUGGUCAUUAGAUAAAGGGAAAGAAUGCCUAAGCUGGAAUUCCCCAGAAGACUACCAACCUGAUAAAAUCUUGGAGAAGAGCCCAGAACACCAGAGCAAAUAUUUGUGGCAAGUUUCGUUCACCAGCAAAUCAUUGACUAUGGAGCAAGAAACUUCCAGAAAACCAUAUUACUCAGAAAAAGAUAUUUUCCCUGCAAGAUUGAUGCUUUGUCAGUGUGACCCUGCUGGGCCCAACAGCCAGAGUCUCAACUUGUUGGCCUCACAUUUUCAGUAUUCAAGAGAAAAGGCUGUUGAUCUCUACUGCUCUGAGAAUUGGAUAUUCAGUAUUAAGGACUGCAGAAAGAACACUGGAGAGAAACCUUUGGUUUAUAGUAAAAAUAUAGAAGACUGUAGUCAUAAAGUAGAGCCUAUUCAGCAUCAGACAAUUCAGAAUUUGAGAAAAGCUUUCCUUGAAAAGGCUAUUCUUAUUCCAUCUCAGAGUGCCUAUCAAAAAGAGGGACCUUAUACAUUUAAUACAUUUGGGGAAAAUUUGUGUAAUAAGUCAACCAUUGUUUAUCAGAGCAUUUAUCCAGAUAAGAGUCACUGUGGGUAUAAUGGAAAUGGAAAUGAUUUUAGUAGGACUGCUCAGAAAACUGACCCAGCAGGAAAAUCUUUCAGACAAAAGUCACACAUGAGAGAACAGCAGAAAAUUGACAUCGAGAUAAAGCACUCUGAACAUGGAAACUUCAGCCAUAAUUCAGCCCUCCUAACAUGCCAGAGAAGUCACCCAACAGAUAAUACAGGCAUGGAGACCUUUAGCUGCCCGUUGACUUUUAAUGUACAUCACAGAAUUCAUAUAAAGAUGAAACCCUCUGAGUAUAAUGAAUGUGGAAAAUCCUCCUUUGUAAAUUCACAUCUGAGUCGACUUCAAAAAAGCUUCAAUGAGGAGAAGCCUUAUGCAUGUCAUGAAUGUGGGAAAGCUUUCAGUGACAAGUCGCAUCUGAAAAAACAUCACAGGACUCACACUGGAGAGAAACCAUAUAAAUGUGAUGAAUGUGAGAAAGCUUUCAGUGCAAAGUCAGGCCUAAGGAUACAUCAGAGAACCCACACUGGGGAGAAACCAUUUGAGUGUAAUGAAUGUGGGAAAUCUUUCAACUAUAAGUCAAUCCUCAUAGUACAUCAGAGAACACACACAGGGGAGAAACCUUUUGAAUGUAAUGAAUGUGGAAAAUCUUUUAGUCAUAUGUCAGGCCUAAGAAAUCAUCAGAGAACUCACACAGGGGAAAGGCCAUAUAAGUGUAGUGAUUGUGGAAAAGCUUUCAAACUGAAAUCAGGCCUAAGAAAACACCAUAGAACACAUACAGGAGAGAAGCCCUACAAAUGUAAUCAAUGUGGAAAAGCUUUUGGUCAGAAAUCACAACUUAGAGGACAUCACAGAAUUCAUACAGGGGAGAAACCAUAUAAAUGUAAUCAUUGUGGGGAAGCUUUUAGUCAAAAAUCAAACCUCAGAGUACAUCACAGAACUCAUACUGGGGAGAAACCCUAUAAAUGUGAUGUGUGUGGAAAAACUUUCAGGCAGAAAUCAAAUCUCAGAGGACAUCAGAGAACACACACAGGGGAAAAGCCCUAUGAAUGUCAUGAGUGUGGAAAAGCUUUUAGUGAGAAGUCAGUUCUCAGAAAGCAUCAGCGAACUCACACAGGGGAGAGGCCUUAUAAUUGUAACCAGUGUGGGGAAGCUUUCAGUCAGAAAUCCAACCUCAGAGUACAUCAGAGAACCCACACAGGGGAGAAACCUUAUAAAUGUGAUAAAUGUGAGAAAACUUUCAGUCAGAAAUCAAGCCUUAGAGAACAUGAAAGAAUUCAUACUGGAGAGAAGCCCUAUGAAUGCAGUGACUGUGGGAAAUCUUUUAUAAAAAAGCCACAACUCCUUGUGCAUCAGCGGAUUCACACAGGAGAGAAUCCCUUCAUCUGUUCAGAAUGUGGGAAGGUCUUCACUCACAAGACAAAUCUCAUUAUACACCAGAAAAUUCAUACCGGGGAGAAACCUUAUAUAUGUACUGAAUGUGGGAAGGCCUUUACUGAUAGGUCAAAUCUCAUUAAACACCAAAAAAUUCACACUGGAGAGAAACCCUACAAAUGCAGUGACUGUGGAAAAUCAUUCAUCUGGAAGUCACGGCUCAGGAUCCAUCAGAAGUGUCACAGUGGCGAGAGGCAUUAUGAAUGCAGUGACUGUGGGAAGGCAUUCAUUCAGAAGUCAACACUCGUAUGCAUCAAAGAAUCCACAAAGGAGAAAAACCCUAUGUUUGCACUGAAUGUGGGAAGGCCUUCUUCCACAAGUCACACUUUAUUACACAUGAGAGGAUUCAUACUGGAGAGAAACCCUAUGAAUGCAGUGGCUGUGGGAAAUCCUACUAAAAAAUCACAACUCCAUGUUCAUCAGCAGAUUCAUACCGGAGAGAAACCCUAUAGAUGUGCUGAAUGCGGAAAGGCAUUCACAGACAGAUCAAACCUCUUCACACACCAGAAAAUUCACACUGGAGAGAAACCCUAUAAGUGUAGUGACUGUGGAAAAGCCUUCACUCGAAAGUCAGGCCUCCAUAUGCAUCAGCAGUCUCAUACUGGAGAAAGACAUUAUGAGUGCAGUGACUGUGGGAAAGCCUUUGCAAGAAAAUCAACACUCAUUAUGCAUCAGAGAAUUCACACAGGAGAGAAACCUUAUAUUUGUACCGAAUGUGGGAAAUCCUUCAUCCAGAAGUCACACUUGAAUAGACAUAGGAGAAUUCAUACCGGAGAGAAACCCUAUGAAUGCAGUGACUGUGGGAAAGCCUUCAUUAAGAAGUCACAGCUCCAUGAGCAUCAUCGAAUUCACACAGGAGAGAAACCAUAUAUUUGUGCUCAAUGUGGAAAGGCCUUCACCAUCAGAUCAAAUCUUAUUAAACACCAGAAAAUCCAUACUAAACAGAAGCCCUAUAAGUGCAGUGACUUGGGGAAAGCCUUAAACUGGAAGCCACAACUUUGAAGUCAACUCAGUAUAAAUCAGAAGUCUGAUAUUGUACAGUGCCCAACACCACAAUCAUGGCAUGGUGAUACAAAGAAAUCAGAGGCUACAGCUUGAACAAGAAGCAGGAGGUAACCAUGGCCCACCUACCACCUUCAGUCUAGUCACAAUGAAUAUCUGCAUCAUAUAGCUGAUAUUCAUUAUACAUCUGGGGUGAUCCUUUGGAGAAAGUAUCUAGUAAGCAAUGUGUCAUAGUCAUACUUGGUUACUUGACAGAUUGAUAGGCCCUGAAAAUAAUAGUAAUAAUGCAAAAGGUGGAUGAUAUGGUACAUCCCUACAAUCCUGGGUACUCGGGAGCCUGAGCCAGGAGGUUCAGCUGACCCCAGGAAUUUGAGACCAACCUGGGUAACAUGUAAAAUGUAAAGAGAUGACUUACAAUCUCUCUUUUCUUUCAGUAAACACCUGUAUAAAGUCAGGGCUGUUGAGUUUUUUAUGCCUUUGCUGGCAAAAACUUUGAUUUUAUGCCUUUGGUGGUAUUGACCCCCCCCCAAAAAAAGUGGUAAGAAAAUUUUCAUUGAGUCCCCUAACGAUUCUGAGAUCAAGGCAGAAGUUAGUUAUGUCUGUAAUGAGAAGAAAAUGGAAGGUUUUGUGAAAUUUGACACUAGGGACUCUACUUUUCUUUUGGGAAAUCAUUAUUUAUUGUUUUUAGCACUUACUGGUGUAUGCUGUGGCACUGGGUUCCAGGAUAUCUCAGUGGGGUUCCUGCCUAUAUCCCAGCAUUGAUCAGUGAUGUGAGCAGCAAUCUUGUAGCUACUUCUCACCUCAGAACUGGCCCUUGGGUCACAGAACUUAGCCACAGGAUCACAGUACUUAGACACAGGGUCCUAGAUUUAGGUAAUAACACUUUGGAUCCUCAACUGUUUUUCAUAAGAAACUGCACUUUCUUAAUGAUUUCUGUUUGAAGAUGGGACAAAUUAAGAAAAAUGGAUUCCAAACCUAGAAUUCCUUGCCUUCAGUUUUGUUAGUACAUUUUCUUUUUUUAGUACCAGGAAUCGAACUUGGGACCUUGCACUUGCGAAGCAGGCGCCAGAACCACUGAGCUAAAUCCCAGCCCGUUAGUACAUUUUCUGUACAUUCAUUGCAGGCUAGAUUACAAUGGGGCACAGUUGUCUUCCAUUUUAGCUUAUAUUCAUAUAAGACAAAAUAUAGUUCAAUGUUUGGAAAAGUACUCUUCCUGUUCACUCCAUUCUUUACAAAUUAAUUGUAUUUAAUCAGAUACUGGAAUAAAUGUCAUAAUUGUGCAGAAUAA
This is a messenger RNA of Heterocephalus glaber (naked mole-rat), 4849 nucleotides long. The record is from RefSeq and is a predicted model, not a curated record. Lineage: Eukaryota; Metazoa; Chordata; Mammalia; Rodentia; Bathyergidae.